AUGGAGGAUGAGUGUUGUGUAGAGAAUAAGCAAUCAACAGCUGCUGGUUCUUGCUCCUCUGUAUCUGAAGGCAGUGGUGGUAGUAGUUUCCUCAAGUCACCUGCUGCUGUUGCAAGUCCUCCCAUUGUAUCUCCAACUCAGAGGAGGAUGAGUGGCCCUAUAAGGAGAGCCAAAGGUGGCUGGACUCCAGAAGAGGAUGAGACUUUGAGACAAGCAGUUGUUAAGUUUAAUGGCAAGAGCUGGAAGAAAAUAGCGGAGUUCUUCCCUGAUAGAACUGAAGUUCAGUGCCUGCACCGUUGGCAGAAAGUUUUGAAUCCGGAUCUUAUUAAGGGACCUUGGACGCAAGAGGAGGAUGAGAAGAUCAUUGAACUUGUUGAGAAAUAUGGCCCUACGAAAUGGUCUAUUAUCUCAAACUCUUUACCAGGUCGAAUUGGGAAGCAAUGUAGAGAGAGAUGGCACAACCAUUUGAAUCCUGGCAUCAACAGAGAUGCUUGGACCCCAGAGGAAGAGUUAGCUCUCAUGAAUGCUCAUCGAGUCCACGGAAACAAAUGGGCUGAGAUUGCUAAGGUCUUACCCGGCAGAACCGACAAUUCGAUAAAGAACCAUUGGAACAGUUCACUGAAGAAGAAGUCAGAGUUUUUCUUAGCUAACGGUAGCUUACCACCGGCAACAGCAAUGAACGGUGUUCCAUCGUGUUUUCAGAGAAGGGUUGCUGUUCCAGUUGCUCAAACCUCUUCGGUAACUACACAGAUAAACAAGCCUGAUGAAGAAAGAAAAGACCAGUUAAACUCUUCUCUUCCUCUUGAAGAAGUAGCUGCUGCUUCACCAAUGGCCGGUUUUGAAGAGUACGUUCGUUCUUCUCAGUUGCCUAAACCAGAGCCAUCGCCGGAGAGUGGUUAUCAGCCUCAAACAGAGGAUUACAUGGCGUCAGAAGCAGAUAAGCAGCGAAUGUAUGGUUAUGAAUGUGGCUGCAGUCCAAGCGCAUCAUCACCUGUUAUCUUCUUCACACCACCACCUCCUUGUAGAAAAGAGUAUAGCAACGGUUCAACUCCAAGGAGUCCUGAGUCUUUCUUGAGAGAAGCUGCUAGAACUUUCCCAAACACACCUUCUAUUUUCAGGAAAAGACGACGCAAGGUUGUUGUUGUUGUUGAGGAUAACAACAAAACAGAUGAAGAAGCGAAGGAGGUUGUUGUUGAUGAAAAGGUGAAUGGUAUCUCAGAGAGGGCUGAUUGUGAAGAAGAGAAGCAAAAUAAUGGAUCAGAUGCUUAUAAUUUAUCUCCUCCAUACCGGAUAAGAUCGAAAAGAACAGCUGUUUUUAAGUCAAGACAGCUUGAGUUCAUCUCUCCAGAGGAAGAGAUGGUUGAUGAUGAAACUAAAUCAUCUGAGAAAGAUAAGUUGCUUGAUGGAGGAGAUUCUCAAGUCUCAGGACAAGAAAUAUGA
Eruca vesicaria subsp. sativa (arugula) is the source of this 1440-nucleotide messenger RNA. Lineage: Eukaryota; Viridiplantae; Streptophyta; Magnoliopsida; Brassicales; Brassicaceae. The record is from the annotation of a GenBank genome assembly.